GGAGGAGCGAACUGAACAAAAAACCGUCAAUACAAAACCUAAAUUGCAAAUCUAAAAUUGGGCAUGUGCAAUUAUGGAAGGGAAGGGCAAACUCACCAAGCAAAAUGGAUGCGAAGACCUAAAACACAAAGGAUAAUGAUAUCACAGAAGCUAAAACGAAAAUGAAAAUAAAGGGAAAUAGAAAAUGACCCAUUUAACCCUUUUAACUCUGCCGCUGCCCGUGACACUUCAGCACUGUCAAAUGAAUGGAGGGCUCAAACCCUGUGUCAACGUACCGUACUCCAUGGAGGAAUGAGUAGGGCACACUCGCACCAAAGUAAACCACCUGAUUCAUCGAUUUUAGAAGGGGGAAAUGUUUUCAGCUAUGUAAUACUGAGAAAACACCUUCAACAUGGUUCCUCUUAGUCUCUCGUCACAACAAUUAUUUUCAAAUCUUCGUUUCAUUUCCGUCUCCACCUUCAAUCCUUAUCUUAGAUUCUUUGGAUUCAGGUACAUUUGUUCUGACUACCCAGAAUCUCAAAACGCAAGACUCAGAUCACGAAAUGAAAGUAAAACGGCCAAAACCAUGGCCAAUCUUAUCAAUUCCAAACCAUGGUCAAACGCGUUGGUCUCGUUUCUGCCCACCCCUCUCUCCAAAACGACGGUGCUCCGAACCCUUCGCCUCAUCAGGGACCCUUCCAAAGCCCUUCGCUUUUUCAAGUGGGCUCAGCAAAGUGGUUUUUCCCACACAGCUCAGUCUUACUUCAUCUUGCUACAAAUUCUGGGUCGCCAUAGGAACCUCAACGUUGCCCGAAACUUGCUUUUUUCAAUCGAGAAAAAGUCUAACGGAACCGUCAAGCUUGAAGACAGGUUCUUCAAUACCCUCAUCAGAAGCUACGCCGAAGCAGGCCUCUUCAAAGAGUCCUUGAAGCUUUUUCAGACCAUGAAGUCCGUUGCUGUUUCCCCCUCCGUGGUUACCUUCAACUCUGUUUUGUCUAUUUUGCUUAAAAGGGGUCGCACCAAUAUGGCCAAAGAGGUGUAUGAUGAAAUGCUUCACACGUAUGGUGUUAGUCCAGACACUUGUACAUACAAUGUUUUGAUCAGAGGGCUUUGCAAAAACUCAAUGGUCGAUGAAGGGUUUCGGUUCUUUAAAGAGAUGGCUAGUUUUAAUUGUGACCCGGAUGUUGUCACGUAUAACACUCUUGUUGAUGGUUUAUGUAGAGCAGGGAAGGUUAGAAUUGCUCGGAAUUUAGUAAAUGCUAUGAGCAAGAAAUGUGAGGGUUUGAAUCCUAAUGUUGUUACUUAUACCACUUUGAUCCGAGGGUAUUGUAUGAAGCAAGAAGUUGAUGAGGCAUUGGUAGUUCUUGAAGAGAUGAGUGGCCGGGGCAUUGAGCCGAACAUGGUUACCUAUAAUACUUUGAUAAAAGGGCUCUGUGAGGUACACAAGUUGGACAAGAUGAAAGAUGUUUUGGAAUUGAUGAAAGACAAUGGGGGUUUUAGCCCUGAUACAUUUACCUUUAAUACAAUUAUUCAUUCGCAUUGCUGUGCAGGAAAUUUGGAUGAAGCAUUGAAGGUGUUUGAAAGUAUGAAGAAAUUUCAGAUCCGCAUGGAUUCAGCCUCGUACAGCCCUCUGAUACGUUGUUUGUGUCAGAAAGGGGACUAUGAUAUGGCAGAGGUGUUAUUUGAUGAGUUAUUUGAGAAGGAAAUCCUAUUGAGUAAUUUUGGCUCCAAACCACUUGCUGCUUCUUAUAGUCCUCUUAUUCAGUAUUUGUGUGAACAUGGGAAGAGUAAGAAGGCCGAGAGGGUGAUGAGACAGUUAAUGAAAAGGGGCACACAAGAUGGCCAAUUAUACAACACAUUGAUUAUGGGGCAUUGUAAAGAAGGUACAUACGAAAGUGGAUAUGAGCUUUUAGUGUGGAUGCUGAGAAGAGACUUUCUACCUGAUGUUCAUAUAUAUGAUUCCUUGAUUGAUGGUUUUCUUUUAAAGAAUAAGCCUCUGCUUGCAAAGGAGACACUAGAGAAAAUGCUUAAGAGCUCCUAUCAACCUAAAACAGCCACCUGGCAUUCCAUACUAGCAAAACUGUUGGAAAAGGGUUGUGCUCAUGAGUCUGCCUGUGUUAUUUUGAUGAUGCUGGAGAAAAAUGUUAGACAGAAUAUAAACCUGUCAACUGAAAGUUUAAAGCUACUUUUUAGAUGUGGACAGCAGGAAAGAGCAUUUGAAAUUAUUGAUUUGCUUUAUAAGAAUGGAUACCGUGUUACAAUAGAAGAAGUGGUUCAAUUUCUUUUUGAGAGAGGAAAGCUAUCAGAAGCAUGCAAAAUGUUGUUUUUUAGUUUUAAAAAUCAUCAGAAUGUCAAUAUUGAUUUGUGUAAUGCAAUUGUUCUGAAUCUUUGUAAAACUAACAAGGUCUCAGAAGCAUUUAAUUUAUGCUAUGAAUUGGUGGAGAAAGGUUUAUGUCAGGAAUUGACAUGUCUAAAUGAUCUACUGGCUGCUUUAGAGGAAGGGGGAAGAAGAGAAGAAGCUAUAUUUAUAUCAAAGAGAUUACCAAGACUGGAGAAAUUAGAUGAAUCUAAAGGAAAUCAUGGCUCUAAGAAGUUCAGGCCUAUUAAAGUGUGAACCGCGUUUCUUGCUCUUUCAAUAUUCUGUUUUCAUCUUUUCUGCUUUGACGGUUGAAAGUUAAAAUCAUCAGCUUCUACAGCUUGAAGAUGAUCUCUAUCUGACAAAGUGCAAUACUUUGAUGUGUCAUAUAGUGGUAUUAAAGAUCACCGACCUUGUGCUGCAGUAGCCAGUAAGCAAACCAGAAGGUGAUACUGGAAGCCAUCCUUGGAAAUAUGGCCAGUCUUUUACCUUAAA
This is a messenger RNA of Vigna radiata var. radiata (mung bean), 2830 nucleotides long. Its product is annotated as pentatricopeptide repeat-containing protein At1g02060, chloroplastic. The record is from RefSeq and is a predicted model, not a curated record. Gene Ontology annotation, molecular function: protein binding. Bases 392 to 2593 code for a protein of 733 amino acids. The transcript has 2 exons. Lineage: Eukaryota; Viridiplantae; Streptophyta; Magnoliopsida; Fabales; Fabaceae.